AUGAACAGCCCGCAAAUAUCUAUGUCAGAAAUUGAGUUCCCGGCUUGGUAUCAGGAUGAAGAAGUGCCGGUUACAAAACAAGAGAUUAAGGAUAUUUUUAAUGACUUGACGAGAAAGUUUGGGUUCCAACAGUCGUCGAAGGAGAACGUGUACAUCCACCUCUUGACGCAGUUAGACUCCAGAGCGAGCAGGACUACUGCACAGCAGGCGCUCAUAUCGCUUCAUGCCUCUUAUAUUGGGGGCGAUUGUUCAAAUUAUAAGAAAUGGUAUUUUGCCGCCCAACUUGAUUUAGACGAAGAGAUUGGGUUCCCAUACAUGAAACUACAUGGGAAGUCGAAGAAACGGAAUGCAAAGAUAGCGAGCGAAAAAGGGAUCUCAAUCAAGGAGCAACAGCGCCAGUGGAAGCUGAAGCAAGAGGAGUUCUUGGAGAAUUACCCCAAGAUUAUACUAUCAGAAAACGACCGCAAAACAGGUUCUUCUUACAAUGCCGCUGAUUACAAGUGGAAACUCAAGAUGAACUCGCUCACCCCAUCGCAGAUGGCUAGGCAGAUAGCCUUGUACCUUUUGAUUUGGGGUGAGGCAAACCAAUUGCGGUUUACACCGGAAUGUUUAUGCUUCAUCUUCAAAUGUGCAUUAGAUUACGACUCAAGCUUACAAGACGUGGAAGCCUCCACACAAGAAGAGUUCACAUUUUUGAACAACAUAAUAACUCCAAUAUACAAAUUCUUGAGAGACCAAGUCUACACGAUAGACUCACAAGGAAGGUUGACCAGAAAGGAGAAAGAUCAUAAAGAUAUAAUUGGCUAUGAUGACGUAAACCAAUUGUUUUGGUAUCCAGAAGGGAUUGAAAGAAUCAUACUAAGAUCUGGUGAAAGGUUGGUGGACCAUAAGCUAGAACAGAGAUACGGACUACUUAAAGAUGUAGAUUGGGAUGUCGUGUUUUACAAGACAUACUACGAAACAAGAACAUGGCUGCAUACACUGACCAAUUUCAAUAGAAUUUGGAUCAUCCAUUUUGCAUCUUUUUGGUUCUUCACCUCUUUCAAUUCACCAACAUUGUACACCAAAAAUUAUAUUCAAACGUUGGAUAAUCCACCAACACCACAGAGCAGGUUUUCUGCCAUUGCUUUAGGUGGUGCCAUUACCUGCUUGGUUCAAAUACUAGCCACACUUGCUGAGUGGAGCUUUGUGCCCCGUGACUGGCCCGGCGCUCAACACCUCUCAAAAAGAAUGGUUGGUCUACUAUUUUGCUUUAUAGUAAAUUUUGCACCAUCAGUUUACGUUUUUGGAUUCUUCGAGUUAGACGUCCACUCAAGAAGUGCUUACAUCAUCUCGAUAAUUCAAUUCACAAUAGCUAUAUUCACGACCGUUUUCUUCUCCAUUAAACCUUUGGGUGGGUUAUUUGGCUCGUAUCUUCAAAGAGGGAAAGCUAAAAGAACCUAUGUGUCAUCACAAACGUUUACAGCUUCAUUCCCGGAAUUAACUGGUAGAAGCAAAUGGUUUUCAAGAGGCUUGUGGUUCUGUGUCUUUUUAUGCAAAUUCAUCGAGUCGUAUUUUUUCUUAACAUUAUCUUUGAGAGAUCCAAUAAGGGCACUAUCCACCAUGGAUAUGUCAAGAUGUGUUGGUGACAGAAUCUUGGGCCGUUUCGUUUGUAAAUGGCAAUCGUCUAUCACGCUAUUUUUGAUGUUGAUAACUGAUUUAAUCCUUUUUUUCCUUGACACAUAUCUUUGGUACAUCAUCUGCAACUGUCUCUUCUCUAUAAUGUUAUCCUUCUCUCUUGGGACUUCCAUAUUGACACCAUGGAAGAAUAUUUACUCAAGAUUGCCCAGAAGAAUUUAUACCAAGAUAUUGGCUACAGCUGAAAUGGACACUAAGUUCAAACCUAAGAUAUUGGUUUCACAAAUUUGGAACGCUAUCGUCAUUUCGAUGUACCGUGAACAUUUGAUUUCAAUUGAUCACGUUCAGCGUUUACUAUUCCAACAGGUUGAAUCCACUUUCCACGAGGGAAGAGCAUUGAAGUCUCCAACGUUCUUUCUUGCACAAGAUGAUUCCAACUUCAAAUCCAUGGAGUUCUUUCCUAGGAACUCUGAGGCCAAAAGACGUAUUUCAUUUUUCGCCCAAUCUCUUUCAACUCCAAUUACUGAACCAAUUCCAGUUGAAUGCAUGCCGACAUUUAGUGUGUUAAUUCCUCACUACUCUGAAAAGAUCUUGUUAAGUUUAAGAGAAAUAAUUAAGGAGGAAUCGCCAAACAAUAAGAUAACCUUGCUUGAAUACUUGAAACAGUUACAUCCAACGGAAUGGGAAUGUUUUGUCCGUGAUUCCAAAUUGCUUGCCAUAGAAAAUGGUCAUCUAUCCAAAGAGAUUGAUGAACCCGAUUAUAACAGCAGCAACAACAAUAAUGAUGGUAGUAAUGUUGAAAGUAAUGCUAGUAAGAAAGAUGAUUCUUACAUUCAGGAGAAAAUUAGCGAUUUACCAUUUUAUUCUGUUGGAUUCAAUGAUUCAGAUCCUCGUUAUACGUUGCGCACAAGAAUAUGGGCCUCCUUAAGGACACAGACUCUUUACAGGACCAUUUCGGGGUUCAUGAAUUAUGGGAAAGCGAUAAAAUUACUUUACAGAAUCGAGAAUCCAUCCAUGGUUCACAUGUAUGCCGAUAAUAUCGAUGGCUUGGAAAGCGAAUUGGAAUCUAUGGCAAGAAGAAAGUUCAAAAUGGUGGUGGCUAUGCAGAGGUACACCGACUUCAAUCAAAGCGAAAGAGAAGCCGUGGACUUUAUUUUGAAAGUUUUCCCAUCCAUAUCCAUAUCCUAUUUGAUAAAGGAAAAAGAUCCUAACAAUGUUACUGGAGAACCUGUAUACUAUUCGUGUUUGUGUGAUGGAAUGUGCGAAGUUGAUGUGGUCACGGGCUUGAGAAAACCCAGAUUCAAGAUUCGGUUAUCAGGAAAUCCAAUUCUUGGUGACGGUAAAUCUGAUAAUCAAAACCAUUCUAUCAUAUUUUAUCGAGGAGAAUACAUUCAAGUCAUUGAUGCCAACCAGGAUAACUAUUUGGAAGAAUGUUUGAAGAUAAGAUCAAUAUUGAGUGAGUUUGAAGAAUUAGAAAUGGAAAACUUUAUGCCAUAUAUACCUGGCAUUGAGUAUAGUGAACAGUCACCCCCAGUUGGAAUUGUUGGAGCACGUGAGUACAUCUUUUCCGAAAACAUUGGUGUUUUAGGUGAUAUUGCUGCUGGUAAAGAGCAAACGUUCGGCACUCUUUUCGCCAGAACACUAUCCGAGAUAGGUGCCAAAUUACAUUAUGGACACCCUGAUUUCCUCAACGCUAUCUUUAUGACAACCAGAGGUGGUAUAUCGAAGGCACAGAAGGGGCUACAUUUGAACGAAGACAUCUACGCGGGAAUGAAUGUUCUUUGUAGAGGAGGUAGGAUCAAACAUAGUGACUAUUUCCAAUGUGGUAAAGGUAGAGAUUUAGGUUUUAAUUCCAUUUUAAACUUCACGACAAAAAUUGGUGCUGGAAUGGGAGAACAAUUAUUGUCAAGGGAAUAUUACUAUUUGGGGACGCAACUACCUAUUGAUAGAUUUCUAUCUUUCUUUUAUGCGCAUCCAGGUUUCCAUCUCAAUAAUUUGUUUAUUACCAUGUCUGUUCAACUUUUCUUUAUCUUGUUGUUAAACUUGGGUUCGUUAAACCACGAAGUCACAUCAUGUAUUUAUGACCACAACAAACCGAUAACGGACAUACCUACACCAAUUGGAUGUUACCAAUUAAAUCCUGUAUUGCAUUGGGUAACGAUCUUUGUUUUAUCUAUCUUUAUUGUUUUCUUCAUCGCAUUUGCCCCAUUAUUGAUCCAAGAACUUUUGGAAAAAGGUAUAUGGAAGGCAUUUUCCAGAUUUAACCAUCAUUUGGUUUCAUUAGCCCCUGUAUUCGAAGUGUUUGUGUGUCAGAUAUAUUCUCAUUCAUUAUCAGCAGAUAUAACUUUUGGUGAUGCCAAAUAUAUUCCAACAGGUAGAGGUUUCGCUAUUACUCGAUUAGACUUCCAUGACCUUUAUUCGAGGUUUGCAGUGUCAUCAAUAUAUUCCGGUUCUAUGGUCUUUUUGAUGCUAUUAUUUGCCACUUUAUCAAUCUGGCAACCAGCAUUGCUAUGGUUUUGGAUCACUGUGAUAUCGUUAUGUUUAGCGCCAUUCAUUUUUAAUCCUCAUCAGUUUUCUUUUACAAACUUCUUUGUUGAUUAUAGGAACCUUAUUAGAUGGUUUUCCGCAGGGAACUCCACAUAUGAACCAGUGUCGUGGGCUAAUUUUGUGAAAGAAAACCGUAGUAGAUUUACGGGGUAUAAAAGGAAGAUGAUUCAAGAUAAAAGCGAAAGUAAGAGUAAGACUCAAAGACGCCCACCUUUAACAAACCUCUUUAUUUCCGAAGUGCUAACACCCUUUUUCUUAGUUGUUUUCAGCUUAAGCGCUUAUUGUUUUAUAAACUCACAAACAGGAGUAAAGAAUGAACGCCCAACUCAAUUACUUAUUAGGUUGGCUAUCGUAACGCUGUUCCCUAUUAUUGGAAAUAUUGUUAGCUUGUCAUGCUUAUUCAUGCUUUCAUGCUUUGCAGGUCCUAUCUUAUCAUGUUGUUGUAUUCAGUCCAGUGGGACAACCGCAGCUAUUGCUCAUGGAUUUUCUGUUGUCCUUUAUCUUUUAGAUUUCGAGAUAAUGUGGUUCUUGGAAGGCUGGAAUUUCACUAGGACACUAGUGAUGACAAUCGCAGUGAUCAACAUACAAAAUUUCAUCUUCAAACUCUUUACCAUCGUGGUACUUUCCAGAGAGUAUUUAAAUAAUAAAUCUCAUCUUGCGUGGUGGUCUGGAAAAUGGUACAACACUAAAAUCGGAUGGUCUGUAGUUUUCCAGCCCGGAAGGGAGUUCAUUGUGAAAGUUAUCGAGUCGAGUCUUUUCGCUGCUGAUUUCAUUCUUUGUCACUUUUUGCUUUAUGCACAAACGCCGAUUAUCUUGAUUCCAUUCAUUGAUUAUUGGCACAGCACCAUGCUCUUUUGGUUACGCCCGGGUUCAUUUCUAUCAAGGACGACAAUAUACUCCGCGAAGCAGAAAAAAAUAAGACGUUCCAUAGUAAGGCGUUAUUUCCUCCUUUACGUGUUGAUAUUGAUUAUAUUUUUAACCCUAUUGGUUGUACCGAUGGUGACCCAAAGUUACCUACCUAUUGGUGAAGAGUUAUUUACAGAUGAUCUAUUAAGCGGAUUGAUACAGCCGCGUAAACAGGAAAACAACGACACUGGUCCAAACGCCCCAUCUACCAUUUUAAGAACUACACCUCAAAGGCCCGUAUUCAAGACGGUAGCAUAA
This is a messenger RNA of Kluyveromyces marxianus DMKU3-1042, 5328 nucleotides long. It is a transcript of the gene FKS3, whose product is annotated as putative 1,3-beta-D-glucan synthase. NCBI's taxonomy places the organism in Eukaryota, Fungi, Ascomycota, Saccharomycetes, Saccharomycetales, Saccharomycetaceae. The record is from RefSeq and is a predicted model, not a curated record. The transcript has a single exon. Gene Ontology annotation, cellular component: plasma membrane; 1,3-beta-D-glucan synthase complex. Gene Ontology annotation, biological process: fungal-type cell wall polysaccharide biosynthetic process; (1->3)-beta-D-glucan biosynthetic process. Gene Ontology annotation, molecular function: 1,3-beta-D-glucan synthase activity. The coding region runs from base 1 to 5328 and encodes 1775 amino acids.